Anopheles stephensi (Asian malaria mosquito) is the source of this 4246-nucleotide messenger RNA. RefSeq lists its product as uncharacterized. The transcript has 6 exons. The record is from RefSeq and is a predicted model, not a curated record. Gene Ontology annotation, molecular function: serine-type endopeptidase inhibitor activity; protein binding. Bases 498 to 2588 code for a protein of 696 amino acids. NCBI's taxonomy places the organism in Eukaryota, Metazoa, Arthropoda, Insecta, Diptera, Culicidae.
CCGGAACGGUAACCGCGCGCGCCGGUAGCAAACACGGAAGAUUCGGCGAAGGUUGGAUUUAAGGGGUGGAUUUUUCCUUCACCCAAAAGGAACAAGUGAAGCUAAGGACCUCCAAAGUGACAGUUGCGUGUACGUGUUUUUGAAGAGAGAAAGAGUGAGUGGGAAAAAGCAGUGAAAAGUUCACUUAAAAGUGCUCUAAAUUCUAUAGGAAAAAGUGUAACAGGAACAAAAUUGGAAAACUAUUAACGUACCUGGUCCGGAGAAACUGGUGGAAAAGCUUGGUGAAAAAAACGAACGAAUCAGUUUAAACGGUCCCUUUUUUUUGGUCCUUGGUGAUUGGUGCCUACACUGGUACCUUCUGAGUGCAAAAGACGUCCAACGAAAGGGCGAAGGUGGAAAUUAAUUUUCACGUGUGAACACUAAUCGGAAUCGCACACACACCUGUUCCUUCGAUAUUAAACCACUCUCGGCACAACCCGAGGAAAACGAACGGCACCAUGCGAUCCUUGUGCUGGGUGUUUCUACUGGUGGCAGCGCCACUAGUACUGGCAGACGAGAAGCUAAAGAAACCCUCCCCGAUAGCAGCACCAUCGGUAGCCUCACCAUCAAAGAUCGCCGACAGCGUUGCUAGCCCGAGCGUGACCGAGUACAAAAAGACGCUUAUCCGCAAGCCGAAACGAUCGAACGGUGAGAUACCGCUGCUGAUCAUUCGUCCGGUGGAGAAGCGGCGCAAGAUCUACUUCAAGGAGCCGACGGUGAAGAUCGCUUCCGGUGGUGUGGCGACGUAUGGAACCUAUCCUGAGCUUCAUACGAGUGACGGCGAGAUGUUUACGCUCGAGCACAUGCUGCCCAUCCUGAGCCUGGAGGGAAUGCUGAAGGGUUUCGGCAAGCACGGUCCCAACCACUUCGUACCCUCGCCCCAGUUCAAGCCGUCCGACAUCCAUCACCUGGUAGCGCCGCAGAAGACGAAGGAAGAGUACCACCAUCAGCUGGCCCCGCUGAAACCGAGCCAGCUCCUGUCGAUCUCGCACAAACCGGCAGAGGCCGUGCCGGCCCAGACACUGCCAUCGCCACCACCACCGAACUACGUACCGGCCGUAAAUUCUGAAGAUCAACUACUGAAACUUGGUCAACCACAGCCUUCCUUUUCGCCCCUGGUACAGGAAAAGCCGGCGUUCGUCAAGCCCGAGCAGCUGCCCCCGAGCUUCAACUUCAAGGUCCAGGAGGAGGUGAACGGCCACUACAAGGUGAACGCGAUCCCGCUGUCGAAGCCAUCCGAGGUACAUCAUCCGCCGCCCCAUCAUCACUACCCAUCGUCGCCCUCGUCGUCCUCGUCCGGUGGUGCCACCAGUUACGUCGGCAGCCAGGGAAAGCCUCAAACGCAGCCUCUCUACAUCCACGCAGCUCCAGUUCCGUCAGGUGAUCACUCGUCCAACAAGUGGCAGGAGAUCCCCAAGAAGCCUCAGGUAUCCGUGUCGACAAACUUCUACCAUCCGAAAACGAUCGUGGCCGAGCAGGAACAGUCACAGCACACAAAGUCCUACGCCCAGGCACAGCAAGCCGUCGCUCCACAGCAACCGACCGUCCAGACGCAUCUGAGCUAUUACUUCCCGAAGGAAGAGUCUGCACCGCAGCCCCAGGUGCACAACCAUCAGCACAACCAUCAGUCGCAUGCCACAUCGUACAGCAAUGUUCAGGCUAGUGGAAGUGGGCCGACCGGUGAGCAUCUGGCGGACACUCCGUCCGAGAAACCCAUCCACAAGACGUACAGUUCGCACAUUAAGCAGAAGUACCAGAAGCAACAUCAUCAGCAGCCACACAUGUUUAUCCAGAAGUACUUUGAGUUCCCGUCCAAGAACGGUGCCCACCAGAAGAAUGUUGUGAACGAGUUCCACGGCUCGCACGGUAACGAAACCUCGGAUCAUCAGCAUCUUCCGGAACCUCAAGCAUACGCCGCUCCCCAGUAUCUGCCACUACCUCAGCCGCAAGCUUUGCAUCAACCCCAGCAUGGUCCAGCUAUGACCGGACCUGGCGCGCAAACGUUACACCUGCAGCUGCACCACCCAGUCCACCAUCCCGUGCAUCAUCCGGUACAUCAUGGAGGGCCCGCCCAAAGCUACUGGAAGUUUGGACGUCGCACUCAGGACACUGCCGUCAAGCCGGUAGUGGAGCACACUAACGAACCGGACCAUCACGAUAGCCAACAUGCCGCUUCCGGUGCAGUGUUGCGACAGGUAAAGCACACCACAGUGUCGAUCACGAGCUCAAGUACUGAGGCACCGUCAACUGUCGGCAGUAAGGACGCGAAGGAUGGACAGACGGCCCAGGAUCGUAUCGAUCAGGGAUCUCAACCGGUCAAUGGAACGGCCAGUACAAGCGCACCGACCCGGACACCAAAACAAAUCCAGCACGGGUGUGAACGACGCUGCAUCCGCAACACUGUCGCACAAUCUUAUGAGCCCGUGUGUGGCACUGACGGUGUGACCUACUCGAACCGGGGAAAACUACGCUGUGCCCGAACCUGCGGUAAUGAUGAUCUCGAGAUACGAUCGUACGGCGAAUGUUCCACGAACGCACGGAACCCAUAAUGUACCACGGGACGCGGAUCGACCGAUGGACGUUCGAUCAUUUCCGCUUUCACUCAUCCCAAUCUCUACCAACCGUUUACCUGAUCCGGAGCAAAUGAUGCUGCCAAACUAUCGCAAUCCGAAUUUCGCUGUUUUAGCGCGUGUUUUACAAUGCUGCGUGAAGGUGAAAACUGGAAAGCACAAUAUCGGUUACUAUGGUUACCAUCGAAGAAAAGCGGAGCGCAGAAGGUUUUCUUUCUCUUAACCUGUAAAACAAGCAUGGGGAAAUGUUACGAUCUAGCUGAAACACGAUCGGCAUCAGCAGUCGCGAUCCAAUUGUGUGGUCGUAAAACAGAAGGAAAACGUUUAGUGAUGUAUUUAUUUAUUGGCUCGUUUGGGUCGUCGGUUUUUUGUUAACUUUAGCUGAUGUUUUUUUCUCCUUUUCCUUUUUUUCCUCCAUUUUGGUUUGCAUUUUGGUUUUUUCAAAUCAAUUCAUUUACGUCGAAUCGACUCAUCCAACACCCAACACAACACACUCCUGUAGAUUUGUAAGAUUAUUUUAAUUACCUUGCGUGAGGCUCGGCAAACUGUUUCGCGUUUGAUGGUAGGAGAAGCUCGAGAGAAGCCAGCAGAAGACAUGAAUAAAAUGGUGAUGAUUAUAAACACAAAUCCAUUUUGUUGGAAAGAAAUUGUAAAUCGGUAUUACAACCUCGAGGAUUCAGGGCCUAUUAUUUCUUGUUUCUUUAUCUUAAUUAAACUGAAGCUGCAAGGUGAGUCCUUUGUCGUAAGAAAACAAUCCGAAGGAGAUUUGAUACCGGUUUCAUAGAGCAAAGUGCUGGCGAGUCUACUGUCUAUACCAUCUAGCUGCCUAACAUCAUCAAUUUUUUUCAGUUCAUUUAAGUCCUUUUAGACCGUCGACAAGAGCAGAGGAGAUGUGAUUGGACCAAAUCGGAAUGGAAAGAUAGCUUCGAUGUGUUCCCCAGAACGGCCAGAAUAAUAGAUUGACAAACGAACGUACUAAACCGUGAGCGGUAUCACGACUUCGAAGCGAUUGUAGCGCCUUUUAAGAGAGUACACAAAAAUAAGUAAGGAAACAGAUACAUUAAUUUGCCAGUUUUUUUAGUUUUUUUCUCAUUUUUUCGUUUUAACCACGUGCGUUUGAGCUGUGCAACCGACCAGUUGAAAUUUAAAGCGAAAAUUUCAAAUUUUUAGAACACACAUUCAAAUUUUAGUACUGAUCAUAACUUUGUCCUUUCAUUCGUCGUUAAGCCCACUGUGCGCAAAGCUGUCAUUCUGCCGACACGAUUUGCCAUAAAUCUGCCGUCGUUAUUUGCUAUAAUUGUAUCAUUUUUCAAGAAAAACACACAAUUUCUCGUAAAAUCGUGUCGAAUUUCAGUUCCUGAAUGGAAUCGAAUGCGGCCCUCGGGAAGCUGAUUCUGGCGGCUACAUUUAGCGCGUUCUUCUACUACGUAUUCUGGGUUGCCGUUCUGCCGUUCAUGGUGAUCGAUGCGAGAGAUGAAAGUUGGAUCUACUCGCUGUUUCCACCGAUGAAGUUUGCAUUCCUCGUACCGGCAGUGUUCGGUGUGGUGCUAGUCGGUGGACUGUCGGCCUUUUCUCUGUACCAUUUGCGGGACCAGCUCGGCAUUCGAUUCGCCCGUCAACUGUAGUGCACUUUAAAG